AUGCCAGGUUUAAAACAACGAGGGUCUACUGAAGCUCCGAGAGGAGGGUCAGUGAAUGAAGCCGGUCUUUUUGCCCUUCGAGGGAAGCAGGAAGGGAGUAGGCGAAGUAGAAAGACAACGAGCACCACAACGAGCACCUCGACCUUGACGCCAGUAGCAGAUGACGUAGCACAGCCCGCGGCACUUUUAGCCCCUAAUGAAGAGUCAUGGACGACGAUUUCGCCAACCACAAGCGACGUGCCAUACCUUGUCUCGGCGACGUCUUCCAGGUCCCCUAUCGAGCUGGUUGUGAAACCACACAGCAAAGUUAUUUUGCCAUGCGAACUCGAAGGGAACUACUCAAAACUUCUACAGCCUGGGGCCAGAAGUUACAGAAUAGAACCUGCAACUUGGCUUCAUGAUGAUAAUCCUGUGGACAUGAUCACAAUCGACACAAGGACGGAAAUGAGUGGUACGGGCCAUAGAUAUAUAGGAGACUCUUCAACCGCUGCCUUGCAUAUCGACAACGUCAGACUCGAGGAUGAUGGAAUCUGGAGCUGUACUCUCAAAAACGAGGAGGGGAAAACACUUACAGGCAGACCGGUGAAGCUUGUGGUACUUGAGGCGCCCCGAGGGACGUAUUUGCUGAUAGAUGGCCGCCGGUUGGAUCCAGGAAAUCAGUUCGUACCCGUGAAAGAAGGCUCGGAACUCACUCUAGAGUGUGCAGUGGAAGGUGGCAAUCCACCUCCGAUUUUGGCCUGGGGCAUGACCUUGUCUCAGGCGACUUUGGACGGUCCGGAACAACCACCAGACAAUCUCACCAUUCUGCCUGCCACUUCUGGUCGACAUAGUGGAGCACAUCUCAAGGUCUUAAGGGGUCAUCAUAAUGCCACCAUCAUCUGUGUAGCUCGACACGUCACUCUCACAAUUCCACUUAACGCCAGCAUUCUACUCGACGUCCAAUAUACUCCAUCCUUCGCCAUUACGAGAUUACCUGGAUUCGGUAUACCAAUCGUGGAGCGAAUGUCUGUCAGUCUAAAAUGUGAAGUAGACAGUAAUCCAGCAAGUGCUCCAAUUUGGCAACGUGAUAAUGGACCACCGCCGGUAGAACAGAGUGAUGACGGAUGGUUAAACUUCACAAAAAUCAGUCGCAACGAAACUGGCUGGUACAAAUGUUACACGCGACACAUGCUGGGAAUUUUCACAAGCAUCGGAUACUUUCUCAACGUUCGCUAUAAUCCAGAUGCGGAUAUUGAAACAAAAUUAGUGAAUGGCGAGGCAACAGGCUCGCGAAAAAUGGAGGUGCAAAUCGGAGGUGCUGUCACAUUAGAAUGCGAUGGAGGAUGUUGGGGACAUGGUCCAGACAUGGAUCCUGUUGGAGGCCCAGGACCCCUCGCCCUCAAUCGAGUUGUUUAUCAAGAUGCAGGCGAAUAUAAAUGCGUUGCACCCGAUCCUAAAAUGCAAAACACGUGGCGGGCUCAACUGCCUUAUUACAUUAAAGUCACAGGACAUCCCAUAAUCCAUCCUCUUUCACAAACCGUGAAUGCAUACGAGGGAGAGUCCUUGGACGUGAUAGUAGAAUUUUGUGCCGAGCCGUCCUAUACAAAGGUCCUAUGGAUGUCGGAGAAAUAUGUUUACAUACCUGGGAGUGAAGCACGUGAAGGAGUCCAGGCGCUAACGAUAGAGGACGGAGGAACGGAGGCGUGCUACAGGACUAUCCUGCGCUUCAACUCGAUCCAGAGGGCGCACGCUGGAGAAUGGCUACUCUUAGUUCGGUCACCGGAAGGGAUUGCGGACGCUUCCGUUUUACUGAACGUAACGCAGGCAUCCGGAUACAGUCACGCCCACUUCCGAUCACUGAGUCUCACGAAUCUCCUUCUGUGCUUGAUCCUAGGUAUUCUAUGGUAUCGUUGA
Messenger RNA from Belonocnema kinseyi, 1893 nucleotides. It is a transcript of the gene tei, whose product is annotated as MAM domain-containing glycosylphosphatidylinositol anchor protein 1. The transcript is spliced from 10 exons. The record is from RefSeq and is a predicted model, not a curated record. Bases 1 to 1893 code for a protein of 630 amino acids. Gene Ontology annotation, biological process: cell-cell adhesion. Gene Ontology annotation, molecular function: cell adhesion molecule binding. Gene Ontology annotation, cellular component: cell-cell junction. Lineage: Eukaryota; Metazoa; Arthropoda; Insecta; Hymenoptera; Cynipidae.